CGUCUGAGCACUACUUUAAAGAGGUGUGAACAUGCAACUAGUCUCAAGAACCACUGCAAAGCCUUCGGGAAAAGAAAGGCAAUUUCUUUUUCUUCUCCUUCCUCCUCCGCUCAACCUCCUUUUUUUUGUGUCCCAAUUCGUCUGCCGCUGACUUGAGUUACGGUUCAAGGAUACAUUCUUCUCCCCCCCCCUCGCGAGAGCAGCAGGCGGAUUUUAGUGCGAUGGGGAUGAAGAGGAGGAGGUGGAAGCAGGGCUGUCAGGAAACAAACGGAUGAUAGUGCUAAUUAAAAGAUGCCCAUGGAGACGCGCUCUUUUCGAAACAUGUCCGCCGUGGGUCGAUUCCCGAGCAUGACUCUCACCGCCGUUGACGAGAACCCCGAGGAGGGCAUGAAGGAGUCCAACGAGAAGGCCAAAGAGAAUGGCUGCCAGCGGUGGCUGCGCCGCAUGGGCUGCUGCCUCGAGACCACCAACGACGACGACGACAUCACCAACACGCUAGUGACGGGUCUGGAAGAAGGCAUGGACCACGGGGGGACGCCUGUGCCCGGCGAUAGCGAGCUCGGAGAGCUGCCCCUCAAGGUAAAAUCAAUCGACCUGAUGAAGAGCAAAACGGGAGGCGAGCGCCUGGCGCACCACACGCACCUCUACCAAUCCGACGACUUCAUCAUCCGCAGAGGGCAGACGUUCCACAUGUGGCUCACGCUAUCACGACCGUUCCGACCCGCCACUGACAAACUUCAUCUGGAACUCAAAACGGGGCCUUUGCCGACAGUGUCAAAAGGAACCCACGUCAUUAUCCCCCUGGUGGACGAGCUGCAGGACAACCACUGGCAGGCCGCCCUUGUGGAAUGCGACGGCGCCAGGAUGAAGCUGUCUGUCAAUUCCUCGGCCGCCGCCGCCGUGGGCCGCUAUCGCCUCCAGGUGGAAACCGAGUGUCCGGGUGGACAUACUGUUUCCGAGCACGACCCGGCCAAUGACAUCUAUGUGCUGUUCAACCCCUGGUGUGACGUGGAUGCGGUGUUCAUGGACGAUGAAGACGAGCGUCAGGAGUACAUCCUCAACGACGUGGGGCGAAUCUACUACGGCACGCAGGACCAAAUUGCUGUCCGAACGUGGGACUACGGACAGUUUGACAACGGGAUCCUGGAAGCGUGUCUCUUUGUCCUGGACAAGAGUGGAACUCCUCCAUCAGGGUGGGGCGACCCUGUCAAUGUGGUGCGAGUCGUGUCAGGCAUGAUCAACUCUCGCGAUGACCAAGGUGUUGUGGAGGGAAACUGGUCAGGGAAUUACACUCAAGGGACAUGUCCGACUGUCUGGAGCGGAAGUAUGGAAAUACUGACGCAGUACCACAAAAACAACGGCACCCCUGUCAAAUAUGGCCAGUGUUGGAUUUUUGCCGGGAUUGUCACCACAGUGUUGAGGUGCUUGGGUAUUCCCAGCCGAACGGUGACCAAUUACAGCUCAGCCCAUGACACGGACGUCUCCUUGACAACAGAUGUGUACCUGGACGAGAACCUACAGCCCUUGGCUCAUCUGAAUUCGGACUCCGUCUGGAACUUCCACGUGUGGAACGACUGCUGGAUGGCUCGUCACGACUUGCCCCCGGGAAUGGGCGGCUGGCAAGCGCUGGACGCCACGCCCCAAGAGACCAGUCAGGGCACCUUCCGCUGCGGCCCCGCCUCCCUCGCCGCCAUCCGUAGCGGCCAGGUGUUCCUCAAACACGACGCUCAGUUCGUCUUUGCCGAGGUGAACAGCGAUAAAAUCUAUUGGCAGAGGAACCCGGACGGAACCUUCUCCAAAAUACAUAGCGAGAAGAAGGUCGUGGGCCACCUCAUCAGCACCAAGGCCGUCGGCUCGGAACAACGUAGCGACAUCACACAUCUUUACAAGCAUCCCGAAGGUACAGCGGCGGAGCGCAUCGCCGUGGAGACGGCGUGUCGCUUCGGUUCCAAGGCGGACGCGUACACGUCGGCCGAGGUGGAGGACGUCCUCAUUAAGGUGACCAUGGAGGGCGACGGCCCCCAAAUGGGCCGAGACGCCCAGCUGACAGUCACGCUGCAAAACGGCAGCGCCGAACACCGCCGCGUGGUCCUGCAUAGCCAGGUGGCCGUCAUGUACUACACGGGCGUUCACAAGGCCACCGUCAAGACGGCGCACACCGAUCUGGACCUGCUGCCUGCUGCGGUGGAGGUUUUGGAAUGGACGCUGGAGUACAAAGACUACAAGGACCAACUGGUGGACCAGGCCGCACUCAUGUUGACGCUAUCCGGCCGAGUCAAAGAGACGCAGCAGGUCCUCGCCACUCAGUUCAGUUUCAGACUCAGGACUCCAGACCUGCUCUUAACACCCAUCGGGAAGGCUGUCGUCGGGGAGAAGAUGGCAGUGGAUAUUUCCUUCACUAAUCCUCUCCCUCAGGUGCUGAAGUCGGUCAUGUUCCACGUGGAGGGACUGGGCCUUGCCACCGCUCGGAAAAUUCAUUACGGAGAUAUCGGAAGCCUAGCCACCGUCUCCCUGACUGAGCACUUGGUGCCCACGCUUGCCGGGCCCAGGAAAUUACUCGCGUCUUUGCACUGCCGGCAGCUCACGCAGGUACACGGCGUGACCGACGUCACUGUGCACCAAAGGAACUAUGGCGCGCUAUAGGGGGAUGACCUUUGCCCUUGAAAGGAUCAAGAAAAGCACUUAGUCAAACUUGAUCUAAAGUCUGACAUUGUGGCCAGAGCAAAGGAAUGUAAAAGCCUCCGGGCAAAUGUUGGAGUUCUCCUCGGAAAAGACUCAAAGUCAAAAUGGAAGUUGGAGUCGGGCUCCAAAAUAAUGAACAACUAUAACUUGUCGUCCUUGACAGUGCGGUUUUGGGCACCGUUAGGUUGAAAUGACUUUUUACACUCUCAAGGGCAAUGCAGUGGUUAGUAAAUUUCGAGCCCGGAGGUUCUCGAGCCCGGAACAUCGUAGACUGAAUUUCACCAUAUGGCAAUUUUUGCUAAUUUGCAUCAAAGCCGUAUAGUUGAUUUUUAAAUCGUGUGAGCUGAGAGCAAACUUUCAAAAAACACGCUAAUGUGGGCGAGAUGUACUCCUCAUGCGAAGAGUGAACUCGUGUUAUGAAUGUAUUAUUCUUCGCUAUCAGGAUGAGAGUUUGUACCGAAUCUAAAUUCAAACAGUUUAUUUAUUCUUGCAUCUGUGCAUUUUCUUAACACUCGCUUAAUGUUAAACACAUUUGGUCAAGGUUCAGCGGAAGAGAGUUGGAUGUUAUUGGAAAAGCGAGGGAAAAAAAAAAAAGCUUAGCGUGACCUUGAUUUUGAAUUUUAUCGGCCUUUGUUGACGCCUCACGUCGUGACCAGAUCGCCCCCGUUAAUGAAGGGCGGACGUGCUGUUUAUGCAUCUAAUAGCUUGACCAAAUGCAUGCUACAUUUUAAAAGCAGCCAAACAUUUUCAAUAUGAAUUCAUUUGGAAGUCAAUGAGGGAAGUUAGCUUUAAUCCUCCUUUAUUUCUUCCAUAAGAUUUCAAGAUAGCAAUAUUGCACCAUCCUGCUGCAAAUAUUAUCCUUCUCCGAAAGGUCAUUUUCUCAUCCAUUGAUGUUUGUGUAUUUAAAUAGAUGCUCAUAAAUACCAUCUUUUAUGCUCACUAGCUCAUGUCAUAUCCAUCCAUCCAUCCAAAUUCCAAUUUAGCCACAGACUGGUUAUAAAUCACUUGUAUGGAUGCAAUAUCCAUUAUAAAACCUCAAGAAAGGAACAAAAACUACGUCUUAAUAACUACAGCUAGUAUCAUGAUAUAUUUAGUACCACACAUCAGCUACUAUCAACACAACUGUAACAGACAGAUAUCAUCUGGUAUCACGAUACAGCCAAUAUCAGGGUACAGCUACGAUCGUUUCUGCUUCAUCAAAUUACACCAAAAUAAGCUAGCAUCACAAUACACAUAGCAUCAGUUCGUAUCACCAAUGUGCUAGUAUCACGAUACUGACAGUAUCAAGGAGAAGCUUGUUUUAGGAUACAGCUAGUAUCACUAUUCAUCUAGUGUCACGAUUCAACCUAGACCAGGGCCAAAAAACGAGCUAGUACCAUUAUAAAAUAUCUAGAAUCACAAAUCCGCUAAUAUCAAUAUGACUCGUAUCAUGAUACCGCUUGAAUCACAAUCCAGCUAAUAUCACUAAUAUGAUAUUUUUACUAUCCGUUCCUUUUGCAAUUAGAUCCCUGCUGUGUGAUAAACACAAAUUCCUCAUGCUGACUAUCUACCAA
Syngnathus typhle (broad-nosed pipefish) is the source of this 4235-nucleotide messenger RNA. Its product is annotated as protein-glutamine gamma-glutamyltransferase K-like. NCBI's taxonomy places the organism in Eukaryota, Metazoa, Chordata, Actinopteri, Syngnathiformes, Syngnathidae. Gene Ontology annotation, biological process: peptide cross-linking. The coding region runs from base 292 to 2643 and encodes 783 amino acids. The record is from RefSeq and is a predicted model, not a curated record. Gene Ontology annotation, molecular function: protein-glutamine gamma-glutamyltransferase activity. The transcript has 15 exons.